Messenger RNA from Sinocyclocheilus anshuiensis, 734 nucleotides. Its product is annotated as DNA-directed RNA polymerase III subunit RPC7-like. Gene Ontology annotation, biological process: transcription by RNA polymerase III. Gene Ontology annotation, cellular component: RNA polymerase III complex. The transcript is spliced from 8 exons. Lineage: Eukaryota; Metazoa; Chordata; Actinopteri; Cypriniformes; Cyprinidae. The record is from RefSeq and is a predicted model, not a curated record. The coding region runs from base 85 to 729 and encodes 214 amino acids.
CUAAAGACAGGUACUCAUUUAUAUUCAUCCAAAAGCUGUAGCAUAACAGAACAAGGCAAUUCUAGGAAUAUUUGACUGACCAAAAUGGCAGGAAAGGGCAGAGGAAUAGCAGCAUUCACCUUCAACAUAGAGGCCCUGGGUCUUACCAGAGGGUCCAUGCCUGAAACCCAGAGAGGGCCAACUCCACUCUUCCCACAAAUUGAAUAUAAACCAGGGCCUUUGAAAGCUGGAGAGGAUGAAGACUAUAUGAGAGCUUUGAAACAAGAGAUGAGAGGACGAAUGAAAGACCUCCCAUUUAACAUAAAACCCCAUGCAGGAAAGGGAGAUGUGGAGAAGUACAAGGAAAAAUACACAAGAGAAAUUAAAAGAAUUGAAGAUGACAUCUGGACACCAGAUUGGAACCGUCUUCCAAAGGAGCUGAAGCCACAAAAGAAGAUAAUUAGGAGGAAAAUAGAUACUAAGAAAAAUGCAAAGAUCUCAAGUAAGGACAAGGAGGAAUUGCUAAGUAAACUUGAUCAACUUGAGAAGAAGGGAGAUGUAAAAUCAGAUGAGGAGGAUGAAGCAAAGGGAGAGAAGAAAGAAGUUGAUGAGGAAGGGGAGGAAGAAGAAAUUGAAGGAGAAUUUGAUGAAGAGCUUGAAGAGGAAAAUGACUACAUAGCAAACUACUUUGAAGACGGUGAUGAUUACGGGGGAGGAAGUGAUGACAACAUGGAUGAAGCCACUUACUAAGAAAA